Molecule: messenger RNA, 2387 nt
Organism: Canis lupus familiaris (dog)
Lineage: Eukaryota; Metazoa; Chordata; Mammalia; Carnivora; Canidae
Gene: ACHE
Product: acetylcholinesterase
Exons: 6
Coding region: 327-2162 (611 amino acids)
Biological process (GO): choline metabolic process; acetylcholine catabolic process
Cellular component (GO): plasma membrane
Molecular function (GO): acetylcholinesterase activity
Source: RefSeq, a predicted model, not a curated record
GGCCGGAGGCGGCGGCUGUCAGAGUCGGCUCAGCCUGCGCCGGGGAACAUCGGCCGCCUCCAGCUCCCGGCGCCGGCCCGGCCCGGCUCGGCCGCCUCAGGGCCCCCCCAUUCCCCCACCCCGACCCGGCCAACUCAGGAGAGGCUGCGCCUUCACGCCACCGCGAGCUUCCCCAUCGGCGCCUCCGUCAGUGAGGGCCCCGCCCCUGACGGGUAGCUUGUGUGUGGAUUGCGGCCUCUGGUGCGGUGGCCGCACUGCUCUGGCUGGGCCCAACCCAGUCCACCCAGCUGGAGCUUAGGAGCAGACGCCUGCCUGCCCUGGCAGCCAUGAGGCCCCCCUGGUGUCCCCUGCACACGCCCUCCCCGGCUUCCCCAAUCCUUCUCCUCCUCCUCUUCCUCUUGGGAGGAGGGGCAGAGGCUGAGGACCCAGAGCUGCUGGUAACAGUGCGUGGGGGCCGGCUGCGGGGCAUCCGCCUAAUGGCCCCCGGGGGCCCUGUCUCUGCUUUUCUGGGCAUCCCCUUCGCAGAGCCACCUGUGGGCCCCCGUCGCUUUCUGCCACCAGAGCCCAAGCGGCCCUGGUCAGGGGUGCUGGACGCCACAGCCUUCCAAAGCGUCUGCUACCAAUAUGUGGACACCUUAUACCCUGGCUUUGAGGGCACUGAGAUGUGGAACCCCAACCGUGAGCUGAGUGAAGACUGCCUCUACCUCAAUGUGUGGACACCAUACCCCCGGCCUGCAUCACCCACCCCUGUCCUCGUAUGGAUCUAUGGGGGUGGCUUCUACAGUGGCGCCUCCUCCCUGGACGUAUAUGAUGGCCGCUUCCUGGCCCAGGCUGAGGGGACCGUGCUGGUGUCCAUGAACUACCGGGUGGGAGCCUUUGGCUUCUUGGCCCUGCCAGGGAGCCGGGAGGCCCCAGGCAACGUGGGUCUACUGGAUCAGAGGCUGGCACUGCAGUGGGUGCAGGAGAAUGUGGCCACCUUCGGGGGCGACCCAAGGGCAGUGACUGUGUUCGGGGAAAGCGCUGGUGCGGCCUCAGUGGGCAUGCACCUGCUGUCCCCUCCCAGCCGGGGCCUGUUCCACAGGGCUGUGCUGCAGAGUGGAGCACCCAACGGCCCUUGGGCCACAGUGGGUGUGGGAGAGGCCCGCCGCAGGGCCACACUGCUGGCACGCCUGGUGGGCUGUCCCCCAGGGGGGGCCGGUGGCAAUGACACAGAGCUGGUCGCCUGCCUGAGGACACGGCCAGCUCAGGACCUGGUGGACCACGAGUGGCAUGUGCUGCCUCAGGAAAGUGUCUUCCGCUUCUCUUUCGUGCCUGUGGUGGAUGGUGACUUCCUCAGUGACACCCCGGAGGCCCUCAUCAGUGCUGGAGACUUCCACGGGCUGCAGGUGCUGGUGGGUGUGGUGAAGGAUGAGGGCUCCUAUUUUCUGGUUUACGGGGCCCCAGGCUUCAGCAAAGACAACGAAUCUCUCAUCAGCCGGGCCCAGUUCCUGGCUGGGGUGCGGGUCGGGGUCCCCCAGGCGAGUGACCUAGCUGCCGAGGCUGUGGUCCUGCAUUACACAGACUGGCUGCACCCUGAGGACCCGGCACGCCUGAGAGAGGCCAUGAGUGAUGUGGUGGGUGACCACAACGUCGUGUGCCCCGUGGCCCAGCUGGCUGGACGCCUGGCUGCCCAGGGGGCUCGGGUCUAUGCCUACAUCUUUGAACAUCGCUCGUCCACGCUCACCUGGCCCCUCUGGAUGGGGGUGCCCCACGGCUACGAGAUCGAGUUCAUCUUUGGGCUCCCUCUGGAACCCUCGCUAAACUAUACCGCUGAAGAGAGAACCUUUGCCCAGCGACUGAUGAGAUACUGGGCCAACUUCGCCCGCACAGGGGACCCCAAUGACCCCCGGGACCCCAAAGUCCCGCAGUGGCCACCGUACACGGCGGGAGCGCAGCAGUACGUGAGCUUGAACCUCCGGCCGCUGGAGGUGCGCCGGGGGCUGCGCGCCCAAGCCUGCGCCUUCUGGAACCGCUUCCUACCCAAAUUGCUCAGCGCCACCGACACGCUGGACGAGGCGGAGCGCCAGUGGAAGGCGGAGUUCCACCGCUGGAGCUCCUACAUGGUGCACUGGAAGAACCAGUUUGACCAUUACAGCAAGCAGGAUCGCUGCUCAGACCUGUGACCCAGACGGGACCCCCACGUCUUACCGCCCUGCUCGCCCCGCCCGGCCCCCUAGCUGUAUAUACUCAUCUAAGGGCCGGGAUAUAACACAGAGGAGCCCUAGACCCUGUCCACCCUCCCCACCGACUAUCCCCGGAGGCUCCCCGUCCUCUGCAUGUCUCGGGCCGAGCCCCUCCCCCGCGGUGCCUUCGCCCCUCUGGGCCGCCAAUAAACUGUUACAGCCACA